CGGUCACACUGCUCUCCUUCGCGUGUUCGCAAUUUUGCUGUCGUUUUUUGUUGUAAUUCGAAAGGAAAACCCAUAGAAAACGCAUAAAAAACGCAUGAAAACCAAGUAUAAACUGUGAAAAUUCAACAGUGACGUUGGCAGCCGUAACAAUCAAUAGAUUGCAACGAGUUAACGUUUCUCGAAAAAACUCACUGUGCUUGUGAGUGCGUGCGUGCGCUCCUGUGUGUGCGUGUGUGUGUUUGUGUGUACCUCGGAGUGCGGUGUGUGCAUAAAAAGGCAUAGCAACCCACUGCCCCCGGGUCGGACAAGCGGGGAGGCACACAGUCGUCGUCGUCUUUGGUUCGAUUCGAUUCGCAGAAGCAACGAAAGUCAAGAACCAGAAAUUGUACUUGUCGGAGCGGGAACAGUGAGUUCAAGAAGUUUCCAAAUGGAAAACUGAUAUUCUCGAUCCUCAUGAAGUAAAGGAUUAUCCGCAGAGUCCUAGCAGGAACGAAGGACGGAAGCAAGGAAGCGAGAGAGCAAGAAAUUCUCAUUUCAAAUCUCUCAUCAGAAAAUAUACACACUAUUUAGUUCUUUUGUGCAUCACAGAUAUCAGUUCGGUAGGUCCUUCAAUAGAUAGAGAGUGAGAGUGAUAACGGGCACUCCCCUCGGCUUACACCAAAAAAAAAAACAAACAAAAAUCCAGCCAACAACAAUUGUGUGCAUCUGAAUUUGAAUGGAUCCAUUUGUUGGCUGGUUUCAGAAGGAACAGGAGGGACCAUCGCUGCGCACAUGGUUAAAGAUUUGGGAGACGAAUGCCCAGGAAAUGGGCGCAUUGCUUGAUCAGCAGCUACAGCUAGCGACCAACAACGGAGGAGGAGGCAGCAGCAAUCCAGGAGGCACCAAAAUCAUCAGCAGCAGCACCACCAGCCACACCACCACAAGCAGCACCAACACCACAACAAUAACCACAACCACAAAUAGCAGUAACACCAACGACAGUCACUGCAACAGCAACAGCAACGGCAACGGCAAGGCGUUUCUAACGCGACCAACCGCCUCCGCCGCCGUCGCUAUCAGCAUCACCCAGAGUCGCGUGCCCAACUUUCGUGCGGAUUCACUUGAAAUCCUGCCUCAAAUCAACGGCAACGGCAGCAACAACAGUAGCCCUGCUGCGGGUGAAGACAACAACUCCAAUAGCAGCUCCAGUAGCAGCAGCAGCAGCUCAAGCAGCAGUAACUCCAGCAGCAACAGUAGUGCCAGCAACGAGCCAGUUGUAACCUCAACAAACAGCAGUAUAUCAGGAACAGCAGCAGCAGUUGCAGGUGCAGCAACUGAAGCAACAGUUGCAACCACCAGCAGCAGCAGCACCACAAGUACUACCAGUACCUCUACCAGUACUAGCACCAGCACUCCUGCCACAACGUCAAGCGCUUCGACAACAGCAGCCACAUCAACUGUAGCAACAUCAACUGUAUCAACUGUAGUUGGCGGCGUAAUGAAUGACACGUUAAACCAAAGUAAUCGCACAAAUAUCAUUUACUAUAAUCCGUCACGUAAAAAACGUCCAGAGAACAACAAAGUUGGUGUCACACAUUACUACAUGAACAAUCAUAUGGCGAUGAUAGCAAAAUAUAAGGGCGAACCUUGGCGCAAACCGGACUAUCCCUAUGGUGAAGGUGUCGUUGGUCUGCACGAGGAAAUUGAGCAUUUCUAUCAGUAUGUGCUGCCCACACCCUGUGAGCAUGCCAUACGCAAUGAGGUUGUGAAGCGAAUCGAGAAUGUUGUCCAUACAAUAUGGCCACAGGCGGUGGUCGAAAUUUUUGGCUCAUUUCGUACUGGACUCUUUUUGCCCACCUCUGAUAUUGAUCUCGUUGUCUUGGGUUUGUGGGAGAAAUUACCAUUGAGAACACUGGAAUACGAGCUGGUUAAUCGCGGGAUUGCUGAAGCGUGCACGGUUCGUGUUUUGGAUAAGGCAUCGGUGCCGAUUAUUAAGCUGACGGAUCGUGAGACCCAGGUGAAGGUCGACAUAUCGUUUAAUAUGCAGUCGGGCGUUCAGUCCGCGGAGCUUAUCAAAAAGUUUAAGCGCGAUUAUCCGGUGCUGGGGAAGCUGGUGCUGGUACUCAAGCAGUUCCUAUUGCUGCGUGAUCUCAAUGAGGUGUUCACAGGAGGCAUCUCAUCUUAUUCGCUGAUCCUGAUGUGCAUCAGCUUCCUGCAGCUGCAUCCGCGUGGCAUCUAUCACGACACCACCAACUUGGGCGUGCUGCUGCUCGAGUUCUUUGAGCUCUAUGGCCGUCGCUUCAAUUACAUGCGCAUUGGGAUCUCGAUCAAGAAUGGGGGCCGCUACAUGGCCAAGGAUGAGCUGCAACGUGACAUGGUCGAUGGACAUCGACCGUCGCUGCUUUGCAUCGAGGAUCCCCUGACGCCUGGCAAUGAUAUUGGACGCAGCAGUUAUGGAGUCUUUGGAGUCCAGCAGGCCUUCAGGUGCGCCUACCGUGUCCUCGCACUCGCUGUCAGUCCACUCAAUCUCUUGGGCAUCGAUCCACGCACCGAUUCAGUGUUGGGUCGCAUUAUCCACAUAACCGACGAUGUUAUCGAUUAUCGUGAAUGGAUACGCGAGAACUUUGAACAUCUGCUGCUGGUGGAUCGCAUUUCUCCAAUGCCGGCCGGCUACACUCCGAAUGGAACCAAAUAUGUGAUUAUGCCCUCCGGUACAGUGGUCCAACAGAUCUAUCAUCCGGUGCAGGUGCAAGCCCACGGCCAUGCGGGGCAUGGGCAUGCGCAUCCCCAUCUAGGCCAACCAUAUACGACGACGACGACGACAGCGAUGGCUGUGGCCGUGGCUGCCACCCAGCAGCAACAGCACCAGCAAUCGCAGCCACCAACGCAACAGCAGCUGAAGCACCAGCAGCAACAACAGCAGCAGCAACAGCAGCAGCAGCAGGUGCGGCAUCGGCGGGGCAGCACCUCGUCCGGUGAUAAUUCCGAGGAUAGCAAAGACUGUGAAAUUGUGGAAGCAACGCCAGCAUCGACUGGAAAAGGAGGAGCAACAGCAUCGAAUGCAACAGCAGCAGCAGCUGCAGCUUCUUCCACGGUUGUACCCAUGGAGUUUAUCGAUAUAAGCUCUUCCCCCCCGCCCAAUGGCCGUGGUGCCGCCACAGUGGUGCCCAUUACUCUGGCCAUGCCCAUGCCGAUGCCAGUGUCCGCCGUUGGUAUGACAUUGCCAAUUGUGGUGGCAACAGGAGCCAGCAGAAGUCACAGCAACACCAGCAGCAGUAGCAGCAGCAAUAUGAGCUGGAGCGGGAAUGGUAAUGGAAACGGAAAUGGAAGUCGCAGCCGAAGCAGCGGGAAUGUAAAUGGAAAUGGAAAUGGGAACAACAACAACAACAACAAUAGCUCCUCAGCGGGCUCGUCGCAGCAGCAGCCGCCGCAGCAGCAGCAGCAGCCGCAGCAUCAGGUUGCCGGCUAUGCGAACAUGCUGGCCGCAAUUGCAGCCGCUGCCGCUGGUGCCGCCCAUCCAAUCCAACAUCAGAAUCAUUGUUUAAUUCAGAAUCAAAAUCCGAAUCCGAAUCAAAAUCAAAAUCACCUGCGCCAAUUGCGUAAUGGUGGAGUGGGGAUUGGUAUUGGUGGUCCAGCGGCAGCAGCAACUGCGGCCAGCAUGAUCAGCAGCCACCAACAUACAUGUAUAACCUCUUCAUCACAACUACAACAGCCAUCAGACAUCAAUGUGUCGUCCAACCACCAGCAGCAGCACCAGCACCAUCAACAGGAGGAGGAGGAUGAUCGCCAUUCAACGGGAAGCAAUGAUGCCAUAGCUGUAGUUUCUAUGUCCACCACACCACCAAACGGAAGAGGAGGAGGAGGCGGCGGGCGGCACUACAACAAUCAGCGCAACAGCAAUAACAACAGCAACAACAGUUACUAUCGCCAGCAGUUUUAUGUACCGCCACCGAUGCAGCAGCAGCAGACGACGUUGAACAAAAGCACCUAUCAACACCACAGCAACAACAAUAGCCAUCAUCAGCAGCAGCAGCAGCAUCGGCAUCAUCAUCAUCAGAGCCAGCAGCAACAGCAUCAGAACCAGCAACAGCAACAGCAGCAGCAGCAGCAUGUGCAACAACAGCAGCGUACGCAACAUUUUCGACAAUCUGGGAAUCGCUUUCAAAAGCCCACAGCUGUUGCGGCAGCAGGAAAUAAUAAUAGCAACAGAUUGCCACCGCUGCGUGGCACUUUGGUAAACUCCUCGUCUGCUAUAUCAAUCAUUUCUAUAUCCUCUGAAUCAUCAGUUGCCAGCAGCAGUUCAUCCUCGUCAAAUCGAUCCGGAAGGAAUCGCAAUCAAAAGUCACGAUAGGCCGAAACGUAGGGAGACACAACACUCACACACCCACACACACACAAAAACAUAUUGACAGCUAGCCCAUACGACAGCAGAGACAGGGAUAGAGAUGGACAGCAGUAGCAGCAGACAAACCGCAAAGCACAGCAGAGAGAGAGACAGAGAUAGUAAUAGUAGGCGUAAGCGUAAUCGUAAUAAAAGAAAACGAGAGAUAGUGUUAGAGAAGGAUAGAGGAGAAGAGAGUUAGCGUUAAUAUAUUUAUUGAGUGUAUUCAAUAUUCGUCGUAUAUUCCUCCUUUCUCACGCGUACUCGUACUUCAAAUGUUCUGCAUUUUUCGAAUUAAAAAAUAAUAUUUAUAUAUACAUAUAUACACUCUCGACAUAAGGUAAAAGAAAGUCUGUAAACCCUUCUGCCUUCUGCACUCUCCUAGAAGCGUAUAUCAACUAACUGCUGUCCCUCCCUCCUGCUCGCUCCUAAAAACUAGACUUGAGAAAACAGAACAAAAAGCAAACAACUUUUGCCUACUCAUUGCGCUAAGUGUAUUUCAUUUUGUUUCUAAAAUAAUAUGAAAGCUGAAAGGCAAACAAAAAAAAACAAAACAAAAACACAAAACAAAACCAAUUUAUAUAUAGUCGGAAAUAUGUGUUAAAAGCGUUGGAUCAGGAUGCAAACCAUUGAUGUAGGAUCCCAUGAUGAUGAAGUAAAAAUGAAUUAUGAAAUUAGCAAGUAUAUCCAUCAAUGUGAAUAUAUAUAUACAACUUGUAUCUAUAUAUAGUAAUAUACCUUAUAUUUAAAACAACAUUUAGGCCGUUUUCAUUAAUUAAUACGUUUUUUUUUACAUAUAUAAUAUAUAUGCAUACAUUUGCAUACACACAUAUUAAUAAUCUAGAUUAUAAAUGUCUAAAAUUCCCUUCUUUUUCCCCACCCCCCACUCCAACACACACUCCCAGAUUUGUGUAUAAUCUUUGUAAAUGAUAUACUAUAUCUUUUGUAAACCUGAGAAUGCUCUACAGCAAAAACAACCUUCCUCCAUCCUCCGGCACCAAUCAGCCAAGCAACCAACCUCCUCCUGGAUAUCAUGCGCUCAAGCUAUUUAUUAUUAAGUGCGCAACUGUACAAAAACAAAAAAUAACCUUCUAAAAACAACCCUAAAUCUAAGAUCGAAAUUCAUGCUAAAAUCAACAACAAAAAAAAGAAGCGAAUUCUUAUAUCUUUAUUCUAUAUCCCCGCUCCGCACACGCCACAUAGCUUAAAAUGUGUGUUUUUUGAUGAUCAAAGGCUUACACCUAUUACUACAUACAACACAGAAUGUAAAUGUUUUUAUGAUUAUUAUUAUUACUAUUAUUAUAAUGAUAAUGCUGAUUGCUAGUUUUUAUUAUUAUUAUGCUAUGUUCUAAGUAUAGUAUACAAUAUUGUAGCCUGUAUGAACACACAUUGCCCCGCCCUCGCCCUAAACCCUAGAAAACAGAAACAACAAAUGCAAGUGUGUUUUAAAACAAAACUAACAACACAAAAAAAAACAACAAACAAACAAAAAGAAACCCAAAAAAAAAAAGAAACAAACAAAACCCACAAAAGAAACUAAAAAAUGUGUGUACAAUUAUUUAUUAAUAUUUAUUAUUGCAAAAGUGCAUUACGCAUAGAGAUUCCUGCCAUUUAUUUUAUUUAAAUUGAAGUUUUUUUUUUCUAAUUAUACAUUUAGUUCUUGCGAUCCCCCUACCGUUGCCACCCGAUCGUCCCCUCUCUAUACGCACUGCCAUUUUGAGAAAGGUUUUUAAAACUAAAACGAAGAGAAAUGAGUGAAGAGAUGAACAUUCAGAGACUUUGUACAUGUAUAACAUUUUAGGCUGUUCUUCUUUCCAUCUAUAAGAGAAAACAAACUACAAAAAAAACAACAAAAC
Drosophila guanche is the source of this 6216-nucleotide messenger RNA. It is a transcript of the gene Trf4-1, whose product is annotated as non-canonical poly(A) RNA polymerase protein Trf4-1. The coding region runs from base 716 to 4330 and encodes 1204 amino acids. The record is from RefSeq and is a predicted model, not a curated record. Gene Ontology annotation, cellular component: nucleolus; TRAMP complex. Lineage: Eukaryota; Metazoa; Arthropoda; Insecta; Diptera; Drosophilidae. Gene Ontology annotation, biological process: RNA 3'-end processing. The transcript is spliced from 5 exons. Gene Ontology annotation, molecular function: mRNA binding; poly(A) RNA polymerase activity.